AUGGAUCCUUAUCCGCUGACACGAGGCUGGAAGAGGCUCCUCCGCGUGUCAGCUGUGUAUCUGGUCCUCAUCUAUCAAGCUCAUCUUUCCUGGGCUGUUGACAGAGUGAACAUCUCUAAAUGGGAUGAAGUGAAUAACAGCGGGAGCAGCAGGAUAAAGCAGCAGAAAUGGGACACCGCUUCCCAGGGAGGGCAGAACCUCCAGACCAAAGCUGCUGCGCUAGAAAACAACACCUCAUCCUCCAGCCGUGCAUCGGUCAGCUGGACCGCCGCGUCCAACCAGACGUCCUCCAGCACAGAGAGGACGCCGACGCCCUCAUGGACGCUCGGCUCUGACCAGUCGUCUGCACCAAUUAGUUCAUCAAGAACAGGAUCAUCCAGCCAAUCACCAGGCAACACAUCACUAUACAACCAAUCCCAAACCAACUCAGCACCAAUCAGCAAAUCUGCAACAACAUUACCAAACCAAUCACCAACCCCCACAGUACCAACCAGCCAAUCGCAAAGCAGAACACCAUCACCUGUUAAAUCACCAAUUAGCUCAACACCAUCCAGCCAACCCCCAACAGAGAUAGAACAUAGCCAAUCAGCAGCCACCACAGUACCAACCAGCCAAUCUCCAAGCAGAACAACGCCACCCAGCCAAUCACCAACAAGUACGGCAUCAGCCAGAAAAUCAUCAGGCAGUACAACAGCCAGCCAAAUACCAACCAGGACAAUACCGAAUAGCCAAUCGGCUACCUCUGAAGUACGAGCUAGCCAAUCACCAACAACCACAACACCAGCCAGCCAAUCACCACCAACCGUAAUAUCAGUGAGUCAGUCACCAGUUAACAAUGCACCACCCAUCACCUUAUCUGACCAUUCAGCAGUCAGCUCUGUGAAACCCAUCCAAUCACCAUCAAGCCAAACACCACCGAGCCAAUCAACAACUGGCGCAAAAGCAUCAAAUCAAUCAUCUCCUGACCAAUCAUUAACCUCUAUAGUGUCGGACAAUAAUUUCAUAGCCAGCUCAGAAACGUCUCCCCACCUGUCAUCGUACAGCUUAACGUCUCAUAACCAAUCACGGUCCAAUGCAACACCUCCUGACCAAUCACUGACUGGCUCAGAUUCAUCAAACACCUCGGAGUCACCAGUCAACGGAGCCUUCGCCCCCGACGAGCGCCCGGUGAAUAUUUCACUCAUCACCAGGCAAGUGAAGGAGGCCCUGAGGUCGUCGAUUCGUCUGAGUCCAGCGGGCCGACGAGCAGGAAGCCCGCUGAGCAGAUGGUGUUACCGCAGGACGUUCGGUGCUCGGCGGUGCGUUCAGUUGGGGGCGGGGCAGACAGAUGGUACCUACAGACGUGACCUGUUGAUUCUCAAAGGCGGUCACGUGAUUCAGCGGUUCCGAGCAUGUGCGUACGGAAACGCUGGAGUAGCCGACUUUGGGACUCAGGCGGAGCCGUGUGAGUUUCCCUGUCUGAACGGAGGUCAGUGCGUCCAGUCGGAGUCAUGUGACUGCAGCUUGUAUCAGGCCACUGGCCACAGAUGUCAAACUGUCCCGAACCCCGGCUUCGAAAGGGAGAUGACCUGCAGGACGUGGGGUCAGUACAACUUCGAGACCUUCGACGGCCUUUACUUCUACUUCCCCGGCCGCUGCACGUACACUCUGCUGAGGGACUGCGAGGAAACCGCUCAGGCCGGCAUCGUCGUCCAGGUCCACAAUGAUCCAGCCUGUGGCGCCGCUCCCUACGCCUGCCAGCGAUCAGUCAGCCUCUUCCUGCCGUGGGAGGGCGAGGUCCGGCUGCACGGCACCAACGUGACCUUCAAAGGUCAAAGUGUGCAGCUGCCGCAUCACAUCCACGACCUGCAGCUGGAGCAGAUCUCUCAGUACGUGCUGGUGACGCGGCGGCACGGCUUCACGUUGGCCUGGGACGGACGCAGCGGCUCCGUCUACAUUAAGCUCAGCCCGGAGUUUGUGGGCAGAACCUGCGGCCUGUGCGGAAACUUCAACGCAGACGUCCAGGACGACCUGAAGACGAGCUACGGCGUCCUGACUCGUGAAGUAGAACUGUUCGGGAACAGCUGGGUGGAGACGGAGCCCCAUCAGGCCCGAUGUCCCUCGGUGCCGUCUGACUUCUCCUCACCCUGUGUCGGAGUCGACGCUCACGUCCUGCUGAAAGUGGAGGAGGUUUGUGCGAUGCUGCUGGAUCCUCCGUUUCAGAGCUGCCACGACUUUGUCAGUCCACUGUCGUUCAUGGCCGGCUGCUCCAACGACCUCUGCCUGUCGGGCCCCAGCGGUGACGUGGUGUGCCAGGUGUUCAGCGAGUACGCCCGGGCCUGUGCCCACGCCGACCACCCACUGCACGACUGGAGGCAGCACAUUCCUCACUGUGCGAGGCAGUGUCCUCUCGGUCUGCAGUACAGGGAAUGUAUCAGCUGCUGCCCGGAGUCCUGCAACCUGGAGAGGACGUGUAUCGACAGCAAACUGGCCUGUUUGGACGGAUGCUACUGUCCCGAUGGUCUGAUCUACGAGGACGGAGGUUGUGUGACGCCCUCCGACUGUCCCUGCGAGUACCACGGCAUGUUCUACCCGUCCGGACAAACGCUGCAGGAGGAAUGCAACAACUGCACGUGCACGGGUGGAGUGUGGAACUGCACCGACUACAGCUGCCCAGGCGAGUGCUCGGUUACUGGGGAUAUGUUUUUUCAGUCGUUUGACGGGCGGAUCUUCACUUUUCCUGCGACGUGUCAGUACGUCCUCGCCAAGAGUCGAAACUCCGGAAAGUUCACGGUCACCAUCCAGAACGCCCCCUGUGGAGCCAACUUGGACGGGUCCUGCAUCCAAUCGGUGAAUCUGGUUAUCGACGAGGAUCCGAGGACGGAGAUAACGCUGAGUCACGUCGGGGAGGUUUUCAUGGCGGCACAGUACCGCAUCUCCCUGCCAUACUCUGACGACGUCUUCCAGAUCCAGGAGCUGUCGUCCAUGUUCCUCCAGGUGAAGACGGCGUUCGGCCUGCGUCUGCAGUACAACUGGAAGGAGUUCCGUCUCUACCUGCAGGCCGACGAGCGCUGGAAGGAUGACACGGUGGGGCUGUGCGGCACCUUCAACGGAAACAUCCAGGAUGACUUCCUAUCUCCGUCAGGGAUGAUAGAAAGCACUCCGCAGCUGUUUGGAAACGCCUGGAGAGUCUCGUCGGCGUGUUCUCACAGUCUGAGCACGCCUCCGCUCGACCCCUGCGACACACACCAGCAGGCCGUGACCUACGCCUCUGGGAUGUGCGACGUCCUGAACCAGGAUCUGUUCUCCUCCUGCCACGAGUACCUGAGUCCGACACCGUUCCAUCAGCAGUGUCGCUCAGACACCUGUAAGUGUGGGACGCCCUGCCUCUGCUCCGCUCUGGCCCACUACGCUCGCCACUGCCGCAGAUUCUCCGUCAUCGUCGACUUCCGAUCGCACGUUACUGACUGUGACGUCCCCUGUCCCUCCACCAUGCAGUACGGCACCUGUGUGUCGUCCUGCCAGCGCCGCUGCUCCGCCCUGUCCGUCCCACAGCGCUGUGGGGAGGAGUGUGAGGAGGGCUGCGUCUGCCCCGAGGGAUCCUUCUACAACCAUCGCACACUCACCUGUGUGCACAGGAGCGAGUGUCCCUGCAGUUUCCUCGGAGCAGAUUACGAGCCGGGAGAUGUGAUCAUGACGUCCGCAGGUGUUCAGCUCUGUCUGAACGGUAAACUGGUGUCUCAAACAGCAGACAGUGACGGGUUGUGUCCGGCUGGUCAACUCUACCUGAACUGCUCGGAGGGGGGGGACGGCCUCCUGCCGGGAAGGGGCGUGGCCUGUGAGCGUACCUGUGAGUCCUACCUGCUGAACCUCACCUGCUCCGCACACGAGCCCUGCGUGGCCGGAUGCUCCUGUCCUCCCGGCUUCCUGAAACAUGGAGACGAGUGUUUCGAACCUGCAGCCUGCCCCUGUCUGUGGAAGGGAAAGGAGUAUUACCCGGGCGACAGAGUCUCCUCCCCCUGCCAUCAGUGUGUUUGCCAGCACGGGACGUUCCAGUGUGUGUUUCGUCCGUGUCCGUCCAUGUGCACGGCUUACGGAGAUCGCCACUACAGGACGUUCGAUGGCCUGCUGUAUGACUACGUUGGCGCAUGCAAAGUCUAUCUCGUAAAGAGCAGCGCCGAUGUGAUGCUCAGCGUCACGGCCGAGAACGUCGACUGUUUCGACAGCGGCGUCAUCUGCAGGAAGUCGCUGCUCAUCAGCAUCGGACGAUCCUUCGUGGCGUUCGACGACGACACUGGGAAGCCGAAUCCAUCCAGUGUGAUUGACAGGAAGCAGAGGAUGCUCAUCUGGCCGGCGGGAUACUUCACCGUGAUUCACUUCCCCGAGGAGGACGUCACCAUCCUCUGGGACCGUAAGACAACCGUCCACAUCCAGGUCGGACCUCACUGGCAGGGGAAGCUCAGCGGACUGUGUGGAAACUUUGACCUGAAGACGGUGAACGAGAUGCGGACGCCCGACAACAUCGACUCUCCUACGCCACAGGAGUUUGGGAACAGCUGGACGGCAGCGGAGUGUGUGAACAGUCCCGACAUCAGACACCCCUGCAGCCUCAGUCCUCUCAGAGAACCCUUUGCCAAGCGUCAAUGUGCCGUCCUGCUCGGCGAGGUCUUCCAGGCCUGCCACCCAGUGGUGGACGUUACCUGGUUCUACAUGAACUGUCUGGCGGACACGUGCGCCUGCAGCCGAGGAGGUGACUGCGAGUGUUUCUGCACCAGCGUGGCGGCGUACGCACAACGCUGCUGCCACCAGGGCGUCCCUGUCGACUGGCGCUCCCCGUCACUGUGCCCUUAUGAUUGUGAAUUCUUCAACAAAGUUUUGGGUAAAGGCCCCUUCAGGCUCGUCCCCUUCAGGGAUCGGACGAUGCUGUUGGCAGCCAGCAGGUCCGGCGGUUCUGUGUUCCUGCAGUGGGGGAACCUCAGCACCACCAGCACCACCAGCAGCACCAGCAGCACCAGCAGCACCAGCACCACCAGCAGCCUCUCACAGUUCAUGAUGACACCGGGCCUCAGCAGAGCCCGACCCCACGACACAUCACGGGUUUCCUUUGAGGCGGCCCACAGACCGAACUACUUCCUGUACGCGAGCCCCAGCGGCCAGGUGAGGCUGGCCAAGUGGGAGGAGAGCGAGGCAUUCUGGGACGGGGCCACCUUCGUCCUCCACAGGAACACCUGGGUCCCCGGCUACGACUCGCUGGAAUCCCACGCCAAACCCGGCUUCUUCCUGCACACCACGCUGCUUCGCCUCCACCUGCUGAAAUACAGACACGCCGACACUUACCGCAAGGCCACGCUCUUCAGACUGACAGGCCCAAACCCAGAAUCUCCGCCUCGUCCUCAGUGUCAGUGGAGGUACGACUCCUGCGUCAUCCCCUGCUUCAGGACCUGCAGCGACCCGUCGGCCGAAGCCUGCGCCACCAUCCCACAAGUGGAGGGCUGCCUUCCUGUCUGCCCCCCCCACAUGGUUCUGGACGAGGUCACCCGUCGUUGUGUUUAUGUGGAAGACUGUAUUAAAGCCCCUGUUGUUGUGCAGCCUGUAACACCACCCGCUGCUCAGCUGACCUCUGCUGCCUCCACCUUCACCCUGAAGACCACAGUCACCACCCAGUCCUCCGCUCCACCACAUGAAUCUCCAACCACUAAAAUCACCACAGCUUCUCCUGCUGCACAGAUCACCUCCACUAUGGCCCCACCCGCCCCUGACGAGCCAACCCGACCGGUCACCGCUACUCCUGAACUUUCCAGAACAGCAGGACCUCUGUCUUCCCCAACAGCACCCCCUGCUGUCAGGCCAGGGGUUGUGAUGUCGACUGUCAGAGAGACCGAGGCCCCUCCCACCACUGUGACAGGUACAACAACAUGGACGCCCAAGGCGCUGAGCUCCACCGUCAACCCCUCCAGCCUCAGCACCUCCAGGACGAGCAUCGCUCCGUUUGCCAUCACCGCUCUGUUCUGGAUCACCUCCUCCACCAAAGCCACGGACUCCCCUGAGCCACUGGUCACCACCACUGCCACGACUCUGCAGUCGACUGCACCUGCAGCGCCAGACACCACCUCCAUCGUGGGGCCAACCAGCACCACCAGCAGCAGCCCUCUCUCUGUUGUCACACACUCAACCAAAGAGACCACAGAGGCUACAACACAUUCAGCAGCGAUUACUCCAACUGUAACAGCUUCCAGUCCCGCUCCGAUCUCAGAGACGUCUGCAGUCACAGGCAGAACCAUGGCUCCCAGUGUGGCCACCACAGCAUCCACAUUCGCCACCACAAAGAUGGUAACAGAGGAGAGACUUCCUCCAACAACAACCACACCGAUCCCGCCUGGUUCACCAAGCACAGCAUUCACAACCACAUUACCGCUCUCGACGUCUCCUCCUGUCGAAAGAGAAACUGUGUCUUUGCCCAUGGCAACUUCAGCAGAGACCACAGAAUCGGGAAAGCCAGUGGCACCGUUUACUACCAGUAAAACAACACAACACCGAAUACCAGGAACAACAACACAGAGUCUUACCACAACUAAGAUUGAGUUUACCCCCCCUCCAGAUAUUACAACCUCCACCACAUCAGCCCCUGAGUCGCCAACAUCAACCCAACUCCAUGUAGCAGCGACUACAACUGCAACAUCUGCUCCGACCUCAGCUGCUGCAGCCUGGAGGACAACGACAGCGAAAGUGGACGUACCUGAGACUACAGUUUCUGAAAAACCUGCAGCUACAACACCUGCACCUUCAUCUCCAGAGGUUACAGACAUGACAGCCUCUCCUGCGUCCCCCUCCACAGUCUACACUGAGAGAACCUCCUGGUCCGCUGCUGUCCCGACCACAGAGAGAACCGCUCACAUCACUUUUCAAAGACUGUCAGAGGCUCCAGAAACGUCCACCAUGUCCACGGGUCCUCAUGUCACAACAAAACCAACUGCACUGCCGGUGUCUCAUACCAAAACCACGACUGCACCAACGACAGAGAGCUUCGUUCAUCCUGCAACUACCCUGCGGACCUCCGAGCAAUGGCAUCCCACCCAUCAGGAGACCUCCUCCACCUCAGUCUACAGCCCGACAGUGACAAUUACACCAGAGUUCACUUCUGAACCUGUUGUCCAUGUGGUCACUUCCACCAAAACUACAGAAGUACCUCAUCCUGCUGUAACAACAACGAAGCCGGUGGUCACCAUUGCGACGUCAGCGGCUGUCACAACCUCCGCUGCCCAAACUACAACCUCAACUGAAGAAAUCGCCACUACCACAACCAGGAUACUGUUUACACCUCCAUCACCUGGACCUGGUGCACCUGCGACGCCCCUCACAACAGCCCCUACAACAGUGCCACCAGGUGAUGUCACCACCAAGCCGAGACCUGUUGUCUUCCAGCCAUUAACAGAGACGACACAUCCAGUGACAGGCAGAGUGGAGGUGUCAACAACAGCAGCAACCAGGCUGCCUCCAUCUUGGUCACCGCUGCACACAACUACGUCCGCAGCUCCACGGACGACAACUUUUUCAGACAAAGUCACCACCCGUUUGGUGUCCACCGCAAGAGCUUCACCCGCCACAACUGCUUCGAUCAUAUCACGGACGACGACCCUCAGGAUGACACCCAGAGUCCCUGUGACAACAAGAGUCACCCCAAGGAUCACAGUGACCGAGCGGUCAACAGUCAGGCCACACACUGCAAGGGUUACCAUAGCAACAAGGCCCCCAACAGUGACCACCAGAUCGACCACUCUCGGGUCGCCGACUGUCGCACCAAGCCCCGGCACAACAACCACGUCAGCAGUGCCGUCUGCAACCGUCGCAACAUCUACCGAGUCUGUCACCACAGUGAGCACAACAAAGCUUGACAACACGACCGCAGCAGUUCCCGGCCCGACCACCAUCACCCCCCGAGCGCCCGGUCCUAAUCUAACGGUCACAGCAUCUACUGCCGUCACAGCAUCUACUGCCGUCCCCACGACGACCAGCAGAGAGCCAGUCACAUCUGAGAAAACUCAGACAACCAAAGAGACUGAAGCAUCACCAUCCACAUCCCAACCAGUGAUGCCGCCACCUGACGAGCUCGUCUCCACCCACCAGCCGGGGAUAACCUCUCCUGCUGCGACGUCACUCCUAACAGCCACCAGGGUCCAAACUACUGAGUCGGACAAAGUGGGUCAGACCAGUCCAGGUGCAACAGCGUCUCCUGCACCUGCAACGAGCAGACACACGGCGGAGGGCUCAACGGCUGAGGCUGUUGCACCAAUGAGGAUGUGCAGCCCUCCGUACGCAGAGAUCGUUGACGAGUGCACAAAGUACAUCUGUGUCAACAACCAGCUCGUCCUGUUCAACAAAUCUCAGAGCUGUCCCUUUACCUCCGAACCCCCGAACUGUGGCCUGCUUGGCUUCGCUAUCCUGGUCAAUGGAGACAAGUGCUGCCCUCAGUGGGACUGUCCAUGUCGCUGCUCGAUGUUUCCGGACUUGAAUGUGAUCACGUUUGAUGGGAACAGCGUUGCCAUCUACAAGGCUGCCUCAUACGUCGUGACCCAGCUGCCCAACGAGACCGUCAGCGUCCUGGUUCAGGAGUGUCCCGCAGACUCUGAGUCGCUGCUCCUCUGGAAUUUCACCAACCUCUGUCUGGUGGCGUUAAACAUCACACACAAGUCCAACCACAUCGUCAUCAACCGGCUGCAGAGGAGGCUUUACGUAAAUUCCCGAUACGCCAAACCCCGUUUCAAGAAGUAUGGCUUCGAGAUCUACGACACAGGAAACAUGUACCUGAUCCGCAGCCCAGCCGGUCUGAAGCUGCAGUGGUAUCACAGCACCGGGAUGAUGGUGAUCGACAGCUCCAGCAACAAGCUUCCUACCAUGGGCCUCUGUGGUUUCUGUGACGGAGACCCAACCAACGACCUGACUUUGGCCAACGGCACCAUUUUGGGCGUGAGCGAGGAUCCGGCUCUUUUCAUCGACAGCUGGCAGGUUCCCAACACCACCAGCUACAUCAGCCAGAGCCGCCGCCGCGAGCUCAACUGCUCGACCAGCGACUGCUCCGUAUGCAUGGACAUGCUGCAGAACCACCACUUCUCCUCCUGCCACGCCUUCGUCCCGCCCAGCACAUUUUGUGAGGUCUGGGUCCGAGAUGCAGAGUACGUCAACAACCAGUGUGUGGCGCUGGCUGCAUAUGUGGCCUCGUGUCACAAAUUUAACAUCUGCAUCGAGUGGAGGAGUCCGGAUCGCUGUCCCUUUGCGUGUCCCGACACUCUGCGGUAUCAGGCCUGUCUGCCGGCGUGCACGUCUCAGUCCUGCCCCAACCACGACUGACUCCGACCUGACCAGUGUUCAGGCCUGACCGAGGGCUGCGUGUGUCCUGAGGGGACGCUGCUCCACCGGCCCUACUCCGCCCUCUGCAUCUCACCCGAGAAAUGCGCCUGCACCGACAGCUCCGGCGCUCCCCGUGCUCACGGCGAGGUGUGGAAGGCCUCGAAGGACGCCUGCUGCAUGUACCGCUGCGACAACGACUCCAUCGUCCCCGUGGAGUACGACUGCUCCAACGUGGCGGCGCCCGUGUGCCGCAGAGCAGGGGAGGUGAUCAUCGGCCUGGCCGACGACACCAGCUGCUGCCCACAGAGAGUCUGCGUUUGUAACCAGAGCCUGUGUGACCUGCUCCCUCCUGAGUGUAAGUACGGGGAGAAGCUGGUUUCGUACUACAGGCAGGACUCCUGCUGUCCGCACUACGUCUGUGAGUGUGACCCUGAUCUCUGUGAGUCGGACCUUCCCACCUGCAGAGAGGACCAGACUCUGAUCGCCACCAGAGCCGAUGGCAGCUGCUGUCUGGCCCACAUCUGCAUGUGUUCCUCCUCCUGUCCGGGACGCUCCUCUCUGUUGGGACGGGAGGUGCUGACGGUCGACGGGAACGUCACCGACCGCUGCUGCCCCGCCUACCAGUGUGAAUGUUCCUGUGAGAAAAUCGCUUCCCCAAAAUGUGGCCUGGGAGAGGCCGCUCAGCUGGACCGGGCCUUCCUGUCCGACCCACAGAACCAGUGCUCCUGCAAAAGAUACAAGUGUGUGCGCGAGGCGGUGUGUGUGUUUGGCGAGCGGGGGGUGCUGCGGCCGGGCCAGACUCUGGGGGACCGGGACGACGGCCUGUGUCACAGCCGGCAGUGCAGCCGCAGCCUCGACCCGGCGAGCGGCUUCCACCUGCUCCGCACCUCCAGCAUCAACUGCUCCACCCACUGCCAGCCGAAUCAGAUCUACGUCCCUCCCAAAGACCAGUCGACAUGUUGUGGUGCUUGUAAGAACAUUUCUUGCCUCUAUGAACACGAGAACGGGACGGUGGCGCUCUAUAAGCCGGGAAUAUCCUGGGUGUGGAACUGUGUGAAGUUCGACUGCACAGACACUUUGUCCGGACCCACACUCAUCUCCUACUCCUUCAGCUGCCCCCCCUUCAACGAGACCGAGUGCAUGAAGAUCGGUGGAACAGUCGUAAGUUACAUGGACGGAUGCUGCAGAACAUGCAAAGAAGAUGGAAAGUCGUGUCAGCGGGUGACGGUGAGGAUGACGAUCAGGAAGAACGACUGUCGCAGUAACAGGCCGGUGAACAUCGUGUCAUGUGACGGGAAGUGUCCGUCCGCCAGCAUCUACAACUACAACAUCAACACGUACGCUCGCUUCUGCAAGUGCUGCCGGGAGACGGGGCUGCAGCGGCGCUCGGUGCAGCUCUACUGCAGCGGCAACGCAACCUGGGUCAGCUACAGCAUCCAGGAGCCCACCGACUGCUCCUGCCAGUGGUCCUGAACACACACACACACACAAAGUACGAUGUUCUGGUGCCUCUGCUGGCAGGGAGGUCGAACUGCAGCUUCAUCUGCAGCAGUCGACACGUGACGACUUUAUUGGUCAUUUAUAUUUAUAGUUUUGAUUUUAGCCGAGAAAAGUUUUGACGCUGCAAGAUAAAACAUUUACUAAAAUUAAAUAUACAAACUGCACUUGAAGCUGUUUACGUAUCAUUUUACCAUCAUCUGUAGUUAAAGAUGGACGACAUGGCUGCUCCUCAAAAGUGAAGCCAAAUGAUCUUGAUCGCCCCUUGCUGGCUGGCUGCAGUAUAAUUCAUAAAUCUUGCCUCCUCCAUGUUAGUAGUUGGGAUCAGAGAUAUUUUGGCUUCAUUUUUGAUCAACAGGAGGAAGUGGAGACGUCAUCCAUCUUUAUUUUACAGUCCAUGGUUCAAAGUUACUGUUCAAACUGCUGUAGCGCCACCUCCCUGUCAGCCUGCACACUCUCCACAUCUCCUCCCAUUGUGCCUGGUUUUUGUAAAUAACUAAAUUUCCUAAUGUUUGAAAAUGUUUUGCAACAUCAAACACUUUGAGAUUUCCCUCUUAUUAAGACAAUAAAUUGUAAAUGUACUGAUUACACACAUCUUUUAGAUAAUCAGAGGGAGUCAGGUGAAUGAACUGAUUUGAAUCCAGCAGUAUGUGGAGCACUUUAUUUAUUUAUUGGAGUUCGAUAGAGCAAAGCUGUUUUUAUUUGGUGGAAACAUUUGGUCCAAGCGGAGAAGAAACAAACCAAACUUUGAUUUGGUUCAAUUAUCGAUGACAGAAAAUACAGGGAGAGCACGGUGGAGCGUUAUAGAUGCAUGUUUCUCUGUGGACCAAACUUCUUUCUUCUUUGUUCAUAUCAAACACUGGAUAUUUUAAAGUUAAA
This is a messenger RNA of Hippoglossus stenolepis (Pacific halibut), 11700 nucleotides long. It is a transcript of the gene otog, whose product is annotated as otogelin. The record is from RefSeq and is a predicted model, not a curated record. Lineage: Eukaryota; Metazoa; Chordata; Actinopteri; Pleuronectiformes; Pleuronectidae. Gene Ontology annotation, cellular component: extracellular matrix. Gene Ontology annotation, biological process: L-arabinose metabolic process. Gene Ontology annotation, molecular function: protein binding; alpha-L-arabinofuranosidase activity.